UCGAGUGCUGCCAAACCUGCUCGUCAUUACUUGCAAAAAGGAAAACAUUCACGACAGACGCGAAUUUCAUCUCAAAACUAGAAUUUACAAAAUGGACGCUGCCCUAAAAGUAACACCGAAAAUGCCGGCAACGUUCAACGAAUUCUUGGGGCACUUGGAGCCGCGCGAUGAAACUUGUGCCGCUCAACUGCAGGCCGUCCAUCCUCUGAAGCAAUCUGAGUUGAACUACAAUCAACAUCGUCACAAUCUCAACAUGCAAAUGCUGCGAAAACACGAGGGUCUUGCGGCACCCCUGAAAAUUGCAAUGGAGCUGAAAGCCGUUUCGAAGGUCGGUCAUUUGCCGUUCCUUCCGUCGUCAAAUGUAGCCCGUGAUGUGCUGACCGGCCACGAUGAGGUGAUCGAAUUCACGGACAUAUUCAACUUGGAAGAACACCAGGAACUUUUGCGUCAACCCCAUGCAGUGAUGGAGAAGGUGUUGGGAAUGUAAUCACGAUUCUUUAUAAAAUUUGCGUCGAGUGAUGGGUUUACAAUAAAUUCUUAAGGACGAUCGUUCGUAAAGUGUGUGUAGUUUGGCACUUUGUACUUACAUUUUGAAUAAAUUAAACGAGUAUCAGACGUGGGCGUAGUA
Messenger RNA from Anopheles moucheti, 628 nucleotides. It is a transcript of the gene Pomp, whose product is annotated as proteasome maturation protein. The record is from RefSeq and is a predicted model, not a curated record. Gene Ontology annotation, biological process: proteasome assembly. The transcript is spliced from 3 exons. The coding region runs from base 92 to 487 and encodes 131 amino acids. NCBI's taxonomy places the organism in Eukaryota, Metazoa, Arthropoda, Insecta, Diptera, Culicidae. Gene Ontology annotation, cellular component: cytoplasm; nucleus.